AUGUACCUUAGAAAUGUAAACACAUGUGUGAAAUGAAAUAUGUUGCAAUAAGUAAAUGAUACAGCUGUACUCUUCAAAAUGGGGAAAAACAAGGCUAAAGGAAAUUAUGCUGGAUUUUCCAGAGAAGAACUUCUGGUGAUGACAGUAACAGAGGUUGUUAAUCAGUUAAUACAAGCCCAUGAACAGAACAAAGAUGUUAAUUUAAAUAGACUUAAAUGUAAUGUAUCAAGUAAAUAUGGACUACCAAGUCAACCAAGGUUAGUUGAUAUUAUAGCAGCCGUACCACAGCAAUAUAAAAAGGUAUUGGUACCAAAACUUAAAGCCAAACCAAUCAGAACAGCUAGUGGUAUAGCAGUUGUUGCUGUGAUGUGUAAACCUCAUAGAUGUCCACAUAUAGCAAUGACAGGAAACAUUUGUGUAUAUUGUCCAGGAGGUCCAGACUCUGACUUUGAAUACUCCACACAAUCCUACACAGGAUAUGAGCCAACCAGUAUGAGAGCCAUCAGAGCUAGAUAUAAUCCAUAUUUACAGACAAGACACAGGGUUGAUCAGCUGAAACAGCUUGGACACAGUGUAGAUAAAGUAGAGUUUAUUGUUAUGGGUGGUACAUUUAUGAGUUUACAAGAUGAAUACAAAGAUUAUUUUAUCAGAAAUCUCCAUGACGCUCUGUCAGGACACACAAGUAGUACAGUUGAUGAAGCUGUCAGAUAUUCAGAGAAGAGUAUGACAAAGUGUAUUGGUAUCACCAUAGAAACCAGACCUGACUAUUGUUUAAGGAAACACAUCAGUGACAUGUUAAAGUAUGGUUGUACCAGAUUGGAGAUUGGUGUACAGAGUGUCUAUGAAGAUGUAGCUAGGGACACAAAUAGAGGUCAUACUGUUAAAGCAGUUUGUGAGUCAUUUCAGAUGGCAAAGGAUGCUGGGUUUAAAGUUGUAGCUCAUAUGAUGCCUGAUUUACCUAAUGUUGGAUGGGAAAGAGAUAUAGAACAAUUUAUUGAAUUUUUUGAGAAUCCUUCUUUUAGAGCUGAUGGUUUGAAGAUUUAUCCAACACUAGUCAUAAGAGGAACAGGGUUAUAUGAACUUUGGAAGACAGGGCGAUAUAAAAGUUAUCCACCCAGCACACUGGUAGAUCUGGUGGCCAGGAUAUUAGCUCUUGUUCCUCCUUGGACUAGAGUUUAUAGAGUUCAAAGAGAUAUACCUAUGCCAUUGGUUAGUUCUGGGGUUGAACAUGGGAAUUUGAGAGAGUUAGCCUUAGCUAGGAUGAAAGAUCUUGGAACUCAAUGUCGUGAUGUCAGGACAAGAGAAGUUGGUAUACAAGAAAUACAUCAUAAAGUCAGACCUUUUGAGGCUGAAUUAAUCCGGAGAGAUUAUGUGGCCAACAAUGGCUGGGAGACAUUUUUAUCUUAUGAAGAUCCAGAACAAGACAUUUUAAUUGGACUUUUAAGAUUAAGGAAGUGUUCUCCAGAUACCUUUCGGCCAGAGUUAAAAUCAGGCUGUUCUAUUGUACGUGAGCUUCAUGUGUAUGGUAGUGUGGUUCCUGUACAUGCUAGAGAUCCUACCAAAUUUCAACAUCAGGGGUUUGGCAUGUUGUUAAUGGAUGAAGCAGAAAGAAUAGCAAAAGAAGAACAUGGCUCCUGUAAAAUAGUUGUCAUAUCUGGUGUUGGGACAAGGAAUUACUACAGGAAAAUUGGAUAUGAACUAGAAGGACCUUAUAUGACAAAAUCAUUGUGAUAUUGACAGAUGAAUUGUGAUAUAAAAUAUCAAUCUUAUUAAAAUAAGUUCUCAUCACUUGCCCCUCGAUUUUUUAUAUGUUGCCGUGUCACACAGCCACAUAUAAAAAAAUAUGUUGCCGUGUCACACGGCGACAUAUAAAAAAUUGAGGAGCAAGUGCUGAGAACUUUUUUUAAUAAGAUUGAUAAAAUAUUAGCAAACUUUUGGGAAUGGUUGAGCUCUCUAAACUUAUCUAUACAAAUUCCUAUAUGCUUGUUUUAGAAUGUCAGGACCGCAUACUAAAGUAUGCAAGAAAUACUUCUUAUAUUUGAUCCAAGGAAAUUGGCAUCAACAAAAAUUUAUAAAUACGCAGUAUUGUAUUUAUUCAUAUUGAAAUACAUGGACAAUUGUGUGAUGUGUGUGUCAAUUUAAAUAAAAAUGUAUAGUGAUAAAAUCCAGGUCCCCAGCAUCAGAUAUUGAAUUGUUAUUAACUGAGAUGAUAUAUGUCUUUCAUGUCAAAUAUAAGGUUAUUGGUAAUAUGAUUAUAAAACUGUUCAAUGAUAUGUUAUAUAUAAUAAAGUCAUGAAAGGAACAAUUAAACAU
Molecule: messenger RNA, 2313 nt
Organism: Mytilus trossulus (common blue mussel)
Lineage: Eukaryota; Metazoa; Mollusca; Bivalvia; Mytilida; Mytilidae
Product: elongator complex protein 3
Exons: 17
Coding region: 79-1731 (550 amino acids)
Biological process (GO): tRNA wobble base 5-methoxycarbonylmethyl-2-thiouridinylation
Cellular component (GO): elongator holoenzyme complex; nucleus; cytoplasm
Molecular function (GO): iron-sulfur cluster binding; acyltransferase activity, transferring groups other than amino-acyl groups
Source: RefSeq, a predicted model, not a curated record